This is a messenger RNA of Brassica rapa (field mustard), 2275 nucleotides long. RefSeq names its product putative F-box protein At5g15660. The record is from RefSeq and is a predicted model, not a curated record. NCBI's taxonomy places the organism in Eukaryota, Viridiplantae, Streptophyta, Magnoliopsida, Brassicales, Brassicaceae. Gene Ontology annotation, molecular function: protein binding.
UAAAACAAUAAUAUCAAAUGGGAAGAAAGAUGUAGAGAGAGGAGAGAACUAGGGUUUACGACCAUGAUCCAAGGAAGUCUCCCUCUUUGCAAUAAGAUGAGAACCAAUGUUGUUGUUCCUUUGGAUCUGCAGAUUGAGAUUCUUAGCCGGUUGCCUUCAAAAUCCCUAGUUAGGUUUAUGCUCGUAUCUAAAUCAUGGCAAGAAAUCAUCAGCAGCAAGAGUUUCAUCAGAUUAAGAUCUUUGACUUGGCCUUUGCGUUUCCUGCUCGUUUUAAAGGAAUUCGACUACCAAAAGGGACGCCUAACCUUCAACUUCUUCUCUUCAUCUUCUCUAUCGUUGUCAUCAACAUCAAUAUCAACCACUUUUCUAUCCAAAAUAACUUUUCCUCUCCGUCAAGCCGGGCAUCCUAUAUAUUACGUUAAUGGUCUGAUAAACAUUGGUGAUAUCAUAUGCAACCCUUGCACCGGAAAGACCGUAUCUUUACCAAAGCUUGCCGCUAGUGGAGGAAGUAUAGGCAGACGCUUUUUCGGAUAUGAUCCUGUCAAUAAUCAGUACAAAGUAUUGUGUAUCACCCACCAUAAUCUUGGAGGACACGCAACGCUGCAGUUUAAUCGCUAUCAUGUAUUCACAUUAGGAGCUAAACCUAAAAAAUGGAGAUUUAUCGAUUGUGGCAUUCCUCACACAGAUUGGUCUAGCUGUCUGUGUAUUGAUGGGUUUGUGUACUACAUUGCGAGCACAGACGCAGGAUUGAUGUGUCUGAUGAAAUUCGAUUUGAGCUCUGAGAAGUUGAAUAUCUUUGCUAGAGCCUCUGAGGAAAUGAAAGCUUCGUUUUCACAUUUCAACAGUUAUAAAACUUUGAUAAACUACCAUGGCAAAGUAGCCAUAGCCAUUCAACGUUCUCACUUAGUGCCGUCAAUUGAUUUGUUCGUUUUCGAAGAAGGAAAACAGGAGUACAAAGCGAAGUCUUUCAAUAAUCUUCCCCGGCUUAAUUUACGUACGAAAUGUGUUAUUAAUCAUAUGGAUGAUACUAUUUUUGCACCUGUCUAUUCCGAAAGUGAGGCUACUAUUAUCCACCACGAUUUCAAGGGACACAGUUUUAAGAAGAUGAAGUUUGAAGUUGAUGUAAAGAAAGAUUGGUUUCAUGAAACAAACUAUUUUGUGGGUUACGUAGAGAGUCUCAUGAUGAUUUAAGCUAGGUAGAGUUUAUUAUUUCCCUCGUUUGUUGUGGGACACUAAAGUUGAUGUCUCUUAUCUCAACAUGUUUUUUUUCUCUUUUGGUUGCUUUCACUCUUCCUACAGGCUACAGAUAUUAUUAUUCUAUUUAUUCGAUAUAUAUAUUGUUGCGAGCACGGACACAUCAGUGUGUCUGACGCGUGAUAUUCGAUUUGAACUAUGAAAAGUUUGACUAUCUUUGCGAGGACGGACACACAGGCUGCGGACACAUCAGUGUGUAAUAUUUGUAGCAUGGCAAAGUAGCUAUAGCAUUCUACCAUGGUUUGAUUACUUGAUUAGAUUUUAUAUAGGGGGUGUAACGAUGUAUUAGAAAAGUCAACAGUAGCAUCUUUAUAUAAGGAGAAUCAAAUUUGAAGACUUGAAUUGCACUCAAAAUCAAAAUUGCACUUAGGCGAAGGACCUAUGGUAAUUGAUAAUGGGCUUGGCCCAAAUAAACGGCUAAAAAGCCUUUCUUGUUUUCCUCUCAUUAUAAAUACCAGUGUGCCAUCUUCAGACCAAAGUUUCUGUUUUCUUUGGUCGGGGUUCUCUAGAGAGAGAGAGAUUCUUUCGUCUUGUUGAAGAACAAACCCGACAUUCAAAAAAGAAAAAAGAGAGACACAAACACUAUACACAGAAAGAAAGAGAAGGAUCGUCCCUCGGAGGUUAAAGACUUGUCGGGGAUUGUUGGAUUGUAACGGAAUAAAGUGAAAUCUGUCGGGAAUUUUGUUCACAUUCUGUCGGAAAGAGGUUGUCGGCUGGCUAUAAGGUGCUUUGAGAUGCUCAUAUCUUAAUCUGAUGGGCUAUUGGGUGAUGGUAAAGAAAGUUUGGGAGCUUUUAAAGUGAGAUUUUGUUGGAUAUGGUGGGCUGGAUCAUAGUCUCUGAUCUGGUUAGGUGCCACUGGGAUAAAAGAUCUAGAAAGUAACUGAAGUGGUUUAAAGUAUACCACUUUAAGGGAACUUGAGAGAGGGGAUAAAAGUGCCAAUGUCUCGUUGCUUCCCGUUUCCACCACCAGGAUAUGAGAAGAAGAAGAUUAGAACCGAGGAGGCUGACUCUUUAGUAAAGG